ACGAGGAAUGGGUUGUGUCCUUUUCGUUAAGCUAGAGAAAAACAUCAUCAUCAUCACCAAAUAAACCAACGUGUUUUAAUUUAUCCUCAACAAAACAAAAAAGAUACAGACAUAGAGACACAGAUUGGAUAGAUAAAAAAGUGUGCAUGUGAAGAUACAACAAAGUGUUUCUUAAGCACACAGCAAAAAUCUAUGUCUCUGAUACCUGAAAACACACACUCUCUUCAAUCAUCAUUGCAAUUCCCAUUUGGUGGGGUUUCUGGGAUCUCAAUAAUCUCCAAUGUGGCUUCAAUUAGGUCUUGAGAUCUUCUAGACAAUGGCAUUGUUUCGUAAGUUCUUCUAUAAGAAGCCUCCUGAUGGCCUUCUUGAAAUUACUGAAAGGGUUUAUGUCUUUGAUUACUGCUUUACCACGGAUGUUAUGGACGAAGACGAAUAUAAAGUGUAUAUAGGAGGAAUAAUUAGGCAAAUUGGUGAGCACUUUCCCGAUGCUUCAUUUAUGGUGUUCAACAUGAGAGAAGGAGAAAACCAGAGCCAUAUAUCAAACAUUUUGUGCGACUAUGAUAUGACUGUGAUGGAUUAUCCUAGACAGUACGAAGGUUGUCCGUUACUUACCAUGGAGAUGAUCCAUCAUUUCUUGAGAUCAGGUGAAAAUUGGCUUCAACUUGGUCAUCAAAACAUCGUCUUGAUGCAUUGCGAACGAGGCGGGUGGCCAGUUUUAGCGUUUAUGCUGGCCUCACUCUUGAUUUAUAGAAAAAUGUAUACAGGGGAGCAAAAAACACUAGACAUGAUAUAUAAGCAAGCGCCUCGCGAACUUUUGCAGUUGAUGUCACCGUUGAAUCCAUUACCUUCACAAUUGAGGUAUCUUCAGUACAUUUCAAGGAGAAACGUCGGUUCGGAAUGGCCGCCUCUGGAUAGGGCGCUUACGUUGGACUGCGUGAUUAUAAGACAAAUUCCUAAUAUGGAUGGAGAGGGUGGCUGCCGUCCUAUAUUUAGGAUAUAUGGACAAGACCCUUUUAUUCCUGCAAAUCGGACUCCCAAAGUUCUCUUUUCCACUCCAAAAAGGAGCAAACUUGUUCGACACUACAAGCAGGAUGAUUGUGAACUUGUCAAGAUUGAUAUCCAUUGUCAUGUUCAAGGCGAUGUUGUACUUGAGUGUAUUAGUUUGGACAGUGAUUUGGAACGUGAACAAAUGAUGUUCCGAGUGAUGUUUAAUACAGCAUUCAUAAGGUCAAAUAUUUUGAUGCUUAACCGCGAUGAAAUUGACAUGUUAUGGAAUGCUAAAGAUCACUUCCCUAAAAAUUUUAGAGUAGAGGUUCUUUUCUCGGAUAUGGAUGCUUCGUCUUCUGUUAUUUCAAUCGAUAUGCCUAAUAUCGAGGAGAAAGAAGGCCUACCUGUUGAAGCAUUUGCUAAAGUUAAGGAAAUUUUCAGCCAUGUUGAGUGGCUAGAUUCGAAGACAGAUGUAGCGAGUAUGCUCCAACAGAUCACAGCAUCAAAUAUCCUUCUCGAAAGGUUGGACAGCGGGGCAUCUGCUUCACCAACCUGCUUGCUAAAUAAGUCAUUGUCUGGAAGAUUUAAAUUUGAUUCAAAGACACUAAAUGAAACAAGCAAUCUGAAAUAUUCCGUUCAUGAGGAACUUUCUGAGUCUCCAUUGAAAUCAUCUGAGGAUGCUCCCAUGGAUAAAAUGAUUGAACCAUUAAAGGCAUUGUCAGAGGAGAAAAUCAAUACUCCUGCAAGUUUAGGUCUAGCGAACCAACCGAGUCACUCAUUCGAUAUGUCAAAAGACUCAGAUUCUACUAAAAAGGAGACUGAAUCAUCAAAAUCCAAAGAGUCAUUGGAAAAUGGUCCUGAAUUUCCUACUUUUAUGGCUAAAGUGGAACAAUCUAUCCCCUUAAUUGAACCAUCAGUAGAUGAAAAUUCUAUGGAAAGGAAGACUGGAUCAUUGGAAUCUGAGGAAAAGAAUAUUGAAUCAUUAGAACCGAAGGCGGUAUUGGAAAACAACACAAUGUUUCCUGCAUCGGUAGUUCAGGAGAAACAAUCUAUUCUCUUCAAUGAAUCUUCUACUGGUGCAAAUUCUAUGAAAGAUAUUGGACUGUUAGGAUCAAAAGAAAAGGAGACUGAAUCAUUAGACUCAGAGACACUGUUGGAAAACGAUAUCGGAUUUAAAUCUGAAUCGAAGACUGUGCCAGAAGUUGAUAUAAGAAGUUCGACUUCGGCAUGUCAAGAGAAUUUUUCAGUGUCCUCAUUUGAGGAUGCUACUAUGGAAAAGAAGAAAGAGCCUUUAGAUUUAAUGGCAUCACCAGAAAAUAACAUCAAGACUCCUGAAAUGAAGAUUGAAUCAUUAGAAUCAAAGGCACCGGUGGAAAAUGAUGGUAAGUUUCCUAUUUCUACGGAUGAACCAUCCAUGCAUGAAAAUAUAAUGAAACAGACAAUGGAGCAAUUAGAGUCAAAGGAAAAGGAUAUCAAAUCAUUAGAAUCAAAGUCAGUGUUGGAAAAUGAUACCAAGUGUCCUCCAUCUAUGUCUCAGGAAGAACCAUCGAUUCCCUCAAUUCGAACAUCGACGGAUACAAGUUCAAAGAAAACAAUGAUCGGAAAAUCAGAAUCAACGGCGUUGUCAGAAAAUGAUAUCAAAAGUCCUACAUCCGAGGUUCAUAAGAAACAAAGUAGUCCCUUACUUGAACCUUCCAUUGAUGAAAAACCAAUUAAAAAGAAGAUUGACCCUCAAGAGUUGCAGGUUUCUCUUCAGCUGCCAACCCAAUCUAAAAUAAUUUCUCCCCGGAUGCAUCAAGCUAUUCGAUCUGCUUCGGUUUCUUAUUCCAACUCGUUACUAGGUUCACCUGUAGGUACCUCAAGAUAUCGAAGUGCACCAUCGGCUCUCGGAAUAACAUCCGUGUUGCAAGAUCAUACACCAAUGGAUAUCAAAGAAGUCGAUCAUGCAGAGUCGAUAUCUCCUGCUUCAGACUCAAAGGUGCCAAAGUCUGUAGAACCUAGUUCUACAAGUAUUCAUACAUCAUCAUCAUCAUCACUGGCAUUGCUUCCAUCUUCGCCUUCAAAGUCUUCAGUUGAUCCUCCUGCUGCUGUGGAAAAGACUUUCAAACCCCUUGUUCCUAUUCCUCCUCCACCUCCACCUUCACCUCCUCAACAAGAGUCUAAUUCAAUGCAUGAUAAAAAUCAGAUAUCAUUUGCUAUUCCUCCCCCUCCCCCUCCUCCACCACGCUCUUUCAUUCCUGAAACAUCCCUUUUCACUGUCAAAGAUUCAUUGAAAGGUCCUCCUCCUUCACCCCCACCCCCACCUCCACCACCACCUCAACAAACCUCAUCAUCUUCAAUACCUCCUCCUCCUCUUCCUCCUCCAAGAAGUGUGAACAACUCUGCUGCUAUCUCCGGUCCUCCUCCACCACCUCCACCACCACCUCAACAAACCUCAUCAUCUUCAAUACCUCCUCCUCCUCUUCCUCCUCCAAGAAGUGUGAACAACUCUGCUGCUAUGUCCGGCCCUCCUCCACCACCUCCACCACCACCUCAACAAACCUCAUCAUCUUCAAUACCUCCUCCUCCUCUUCCUCCUCCAAGAAGUGUGAACAACUCUGCUGCUAUGUCCGGCCCUCCUCCACCACCUCCACCACCACCUCAACAAACCUCAUCAUCUUCAAUACCUCCUCCUCCUCUUCCUCCUCCAAGAAGUGUGAACAACUCUGCUGCUAUGUCCGGCCCUCCUCCACCACCUCCACCACCACCUCAACAAACCUCAUCAUCUUCAAUACCUCCUCCUCCUCUUCCUCCUCCAAGAAGUGUGAACAACUCUGCUGCUAUGUCCGGCCCUCCUCCACCACCUCCACCACCACCUCAACAAACCUCAUCAUCUUCAAUACCUCCUCCUCCUCUUCCUCCUCCAAGAAGUGUGAACAACUCUGCUGCUAUGUCCGGCCCUCCUCCACCACCUCCACCACCACCUCAACAAACCUCAUCAUCUUCAAUACCUCCUCCUCCUCUUCCUCCUCCAAGAAGUGUGAACAACUCUGCUGCUAUGUCCGGCCCUCCUCCACCACCUCCACCACCACCUCAACAAACCUCAUCAUCUUCAAUACCUCCUCCUCCUCUUCCUCCUCCAAGAAGUGUGAACAACUCUGCUGCUAUGUCCGGUCCUCCUCCACCACCUCCACCACCACCUCAACAAACCUCAUCAUCUUCAAUACCUCCUCCUCCUCUUCCUCCUCCAAGAAAUGUGAACAACUCUGCUGCUAUGUCCGGCCCUCCUCCACCACCUCCACCACCAAGACACUUUGACACCACAUCUAGUGGUUCUACUCCUACACCAUUAGCCCCGCCACCACCACCUCCUCCUGCUUUUGCAAACCAAAAUUCUCUUUCUAAAAGCUCAGCAAAUGUUCCACCUGUACCUCCACCUCCUUCUCCUUCUGCCAAUGGAUUAUUAAACUCCGGCACUGCCGCACCACAGUCUCAUAAUGUACCUCCAAUUCCUGGACCACCCGGAACCGUGCCUCCUCCAAUUCCUGGACCACCUUCGGGUGCAUUCGGUGCAAAGGGACGUGGAAUGCUGCGAGCUAAUUCAAAAACUCAGACUAAAAGGAGCAACCUUAAACCUUACCAUUGGUUAAAGUUAACAAGGGCCAUGCAAGGUAGCUUGUGGGCUGAGACACAAAAACUUGAUGAAACUUGUAGGGCUCCAGAGUUUGACAUGUCAGAACUUGAGCGACUUUUCUCUGCAGCUACUCCAACUAGUCAUGAAAAAGGAGGAAAAUCAAAUCGCCGUUCGGGGCAAAAACCUGACAAAGUUCAACUAAUUGAACUCAGGCGGGCGUAUAACUGUGAAAUUAUGCUUACAAAAGUCAAAAUCCCAUUGCCUGAUUUAAUGGGUGCUGUUCUUGCAUUGGAUGAUUCUGUGUUAUACGUUGAUCAGGUUGAGAAUCUCAUAAAGUUCUGUCCGACUAAAGAAGAAACUGACCAACUCAAGGCCUAUACUGGAGACAAAGAAAACUUGGGGAAGUGUGAACAGUUUUUCUUAGAAUUAAUGAAAGUUCCGCGAGUGGAAAGCAAGCUAAGAGUUUUCUGUUUUAAGAUGCAAUUCAGUUCACAGGUUAUAGAGCUCAGAAGGGACUUGAAUAUUGUAAAUUCUGCAUCUGAAGAGAUAAGGAAUUCAGUCAAAUUGAAAAGAAUCAUGCAGACCAUUCUUUCUCUCGGUAAUGCUUUGAACCACGGAACUGCAAGAGGUUCUGCUGUCGGGUUCCGAUUGGAUAGUCUUCUUAAACUCACUGAUACACGAGCCCGAAACAACAAAAUGACCCUCAUGCAUUAUCUUUGUAAGGUUCUUGCUGAAAAGCUUCCGGAACUUUUAGAUUUCCCCAAAGACCUGGUCAAUUUAGAGGCUUCAACCAAGGUACAAUUAAAAUAUUUGGCAGAGGAAAUGCAAGCUAUUAGUAAAGGACUGGAGAAAGUAAUUCAAGAACUGUCUGCAUCGGAGAAUGAUGGACCUGUGUCAGAAACAUUCUGCCAGAUUCUGAAAGAAUUUCUUAGUGAUGCUGAAGCUGAAGUGAGGUCUUUAGCUCAGCUUUAUGCCAAUGUGGGUAGAAAUGCAGAUGCAUUGGCGCUAUACUUUGGAGAAGACCCCGCACGUUGCUCAUUUGAACAAGUUGUAUCUACUCUUCUCAAUUUUGUGAGGAUGUUCAUCCGAGCACACGAAGAAAACUACAAGCAGAUUGAAUAUGAAAAAAAGAAAGCAGUGAAGGAAGCAGCAGAAAAUGAAAAGUUGAAACUAACUGCUAGAAAUGAAUCUGAACACAUGAUGAGGACCAUCAAGAGUGGAGAUAUUCAAUAAUCAUAUUUUUUUUACAAAGAGCCUCAAGCUAAUGGAAAGAUGUUCAACAGUGAUAAACUUGCCAUCUGGUUGGAUGAAGAAAACAAACAAUUUUGUUGUUGGUAGCAUUGACAUUGAUGAUCACCACCAUAGGACUCAAGUUAUAUAUUACAAGAAAUGAAUGUUCGCGUCGCUGAGGAUUAUAUUCAUUUUUAAGCAGUAAGCAUUCUAAAACCUCAUUUUAUGACUUACACCCUUCGUAACAAAAUAUAUUAAAAAAAAGAAAACAUACCUGAUUCAGAUAGGUGUAUUUUUUAACUUAUACUGUAUUUUGUUACGGAGGGAGUAUUGUUGAGAUCUAUACAACCGCAUAGUCACAAUGGUGUUUUUUUACCCAUAAGGUAGAGUAGCAUUUAACUUUUAUUUUAACUGAGAGCACUUAGAGGCACCAAUGCUGAGAAUUUUCAGUUACUGCACUUAUGCUACAUGCAUUGAUUAAGACAAAUGCUUUGUAAAUAUCAAGGUAUUGGUUAGUAUACAAGUUAUACAUUUUACUUAGUCAUUUUUUUUUGUUA
This is a messenger RNA of Cicer arietinum (chickpea), 6387 nucleotides long. Its product is annotated as formin-like protein 18. NCBI's taxonomy places the organism in Eukaryota, Viridiplantae, Streptophyta, Magnoliopsida, Fabales, Fabaceae. The record is from RefSeq and is a predicted model, not a curated record.